Engraulis encrasicolus (European anchovy) is the source of this 5027-nucleotide messenger RNA. RefSeq names its product protein phosphatase 1H-like. Gene Ontology annotation, biological process: protein dephosphorylation. Bases 130 to 1683 code for a protein of 517 amino acids. NCBI's taxonomy places the organism in Eukaryota, Metazoa, Chordata, Actinopteri, Clupeiformes, Engraulidae. The transcript has 10 exons. Gene Ontology annotation, molecular function: protein serine/threonine phosphatase activity. The record is from RefSeq and is a predicted model, not a curated record.
AGCCUAGAGGGUCUGAUAUUUCUUUCUUGUACCGUGUUGUGGUCCAAACGCUUUGGCGAGCUGGGGGGAAAUUCGGGGAAGGGAAGCCGCGGUGCAACGCAUCGCACGGACCUACGGCGAACCGCCAACAUGCUCACACGGGUAAAAUCUGCGGUAGCCAAUUUCAUGGGAGGCAUCAUGGCUGGGACCUCCAACGGUGACCACCUCGGUGGCACAGACCUGCCGCUCAAAUUCCCUUACAUGAGACCCGAGUUCCUUGGACUGUCGCCGGACGAAAUAGAGUGCUCCGCGGACCAUAUCGCCCGUCCCAUUCUCAUUUUGAAAGAGACGAAACGAUUGCCUUGGGCUACGGGUUAUGCAGAGGUGAUUAACGCGGGGAAGAGUUCUCUAAAUGAGGACCAGGCGUGCUGUGAGAUCGUGGCGGUGCAGAAACGCUCCAACACAGGAUGCAACACUCCCAGCAGAACGCCCACCGCCAAGAGGAGAUCCUCACUGCCCAACGGAGAGGGCCACAGUCUCAGGGAACAAGCUGAGCCCGAGGGCCUGCUGUUCCACUACUGGGGGCUGUUUGACGGCCACGCGGGCUCGGGGGCGGCGGUGGUGGCCUCCAGGCUCCUGCAGCACCACAUCGUGGAGCAGCUCCAAGACGUCCUGGAGGUGCUGCUCAACUUCGCCUCGCUGCCCCCCACCUGCCUGGGCGAGGAGCCCCUCAACAACCACUCCACACCGGGGGGUGGCCACCGGGGGACCGUGACGCGGGCCGCCUCUCUCCGGACAGGCUCAGGGGCACCGGGGUCCCCCUGCACCCCUCCCCCACCGCGCUUCUUUACAGAGAAGAAGAUACAGCACGAGAGCCUGGUCAUCGGGGCUCUGGAGAAUGCCUUCAAAGAGAUGGAUAUCCAAAUUGAGCAGGAGAAGCAGGUGUAUCACAUAACGGGAGGAUGCACUGCCCUGGCCGUUCUCUACCUGCUAGGGAAGCUGUACGUGGCUAACGCAGGGGACAGCAGAGCCAUCAUUAUAAAAAAUGGAGAGGUGAUCCCCAUGUCCACAGAAUUCACUCCAGAGUCAGAAAGGCAACGGCUGCAGUUCCUGGGCUUCAUGCAGCCUCACUUGCUGGGAGGGGAGUUCACACACCUGGAGUUCCCUCGCCGCGUGCAGAGGAAGGAGGUGGGGAAGAGGAUGCUGUACCGAGACUUCACCAUGAACGGCUGGGCGUAUAAAACGAUUGAGGACGAGGACCUGAGAUUUCCUUUAGUAUAUGGAGAAGGCAAAAAGGCUCGGGUGAUGGCUACAAUUGGGGUGACAAGAGGCCUUGGAGACCAUGACCUUAAAGUGCACGAUUCAAACAUCUACAUCAAACCCUUCCUUUCCUGCUGCCCAGAGGUAAAAGUGUACAACCUGACCCAGUUUGAGCAUGGGGCGGACGACGUGCUGGUGAUGGGAACAGAUGGCCUUUGGGAUGUCCUGUCAAAUGAGGAAGUAGCUGAUGCAGUCACGUCAUUCCUGGCCAACUGCGAUCCUGAUGAUUUACACAGGUACACCAUGGCGGCCCAGGACCUUGUGAUGCGAGCGCGGGGCGUGCUGAGGGACCGAGGCUGGAGGAUCACCAACGAGAGACUGGGCUCCGGAGACGACAUCUCAGUCUACAUCAUCCCCCUGAUGUACGGCAACCGGCAAAUCUAAAGAAAGCCAACCCCAAGAGAGAAAGAGAGGUUGCACCAUUAUACCUCCAUGGGGGCAGUUCCAAGGAGCUGGUUUAGUGACUUAAAUCCCAAACACAUCCAUUCAGAGUGAGUCCUCAUCAUUCUAAGGAAGGACAACCUCAGCAAGCGAGUGGGUUCACAUUAUACUACAUUACCUCCAUGGGGUAGUUCCAAGGAGCAGAAUGACUUAAUAACCCAAAUAAGUUCAUUCAGGGUGAGUCAUUAGAAUCCUAAAUAGCCUUACCGCUUUAUUCUGCUAGCAAAAAACAGGGCUUUGUCCUUGUAGGAGGUUUCCCCACUUGCUCUGCAUGGCUGUCUCUUGGUAAGUGACUAAAUCAGCUUGUUUUGGAGGCUCCACUUCUCUUUCUCUUUACCUCUGUCUCCCUUCCUUCAUCUGAUGUCAGCUGAGGCUCCUUGCCCACCGCUCUCCCGUCAUGUGCUUCCCUUCUGGAGUCUCUUAUUAAGUAAUGAACUGUUUGUCAGAGACAGACACCUUUUGGAUAUUUUUUUUGUAAUCUAGGAUUGGUCAAUGGCAAACAUGUUGGAUAUUCCUAAUCUAUGUGUGUCAUGUGCCCCCCCACGAUUGCUGACUGAUCAUAGAUUAUUUUUUGUUUGUUUUCCUCUGACACAAAAUGGCCUUGUCAAGGUUUAUGUAAUGGCCCUCAAAUGGGUUGCAUUCCAAUAUGCGACCUUGCGUCCUCCACUUGUGCUUGUGGCCUCGGCCCGCCACCUGGCCCCUCCUUCGUGGAGAAAACUAAGUUUCCCAGCUGUCAGCCUAGCCACAACAACUUUUGGGGAACUGUUUUUCAUUCACCAUCCCAAUUGCAAAUGAGAAAAUGACUUUACAAUUGAGCUUUUGCGAGAUAUUGAAAUAUACAUAUUACUUCCUGGUAUGAGGCCACAAGCACAAGUGUAGGAUGCAAGGUCGCAUAUUGGAACGCACUCAUGGACUUCUCCCAGCUUCCCGAAGUGUAAGCUGUGUAGUAUUAGCGCUCAGUAGGUAAUUUUCUGUUGUCGAGAGUUUUAUUAUUAUGAGUUUUUAUUAUUACGUGUCGCAAAAAGCAUUAUGGGGGAUGAACGACCGGAUGGGUGUGAGGAAUGUGAGCAAAGUGCAAUGACUUAAAUAAUGCUAUAAUCUCAAUGUAUGCAGAUAAUAUUUAUUUUUAUGUUACUUCUAUAGUAUGUAUUUGGUGCGAAAAGGUACCCCCUUUGCACAAUUUGUAUGUCUUAUAAAUCUCAAAACUGUACAUAUAUAAUGUGGGCCAAGUAUUCCGCCACCUUCCUCUCUCAAGUGUGCAUACUCUCUAUUCUGUACAUGAAGGAUAUAGAUACCCAUGUAAAUACACUACCAGUCAUUAGGAGUAAAGCACCUCUUCACUACAGUGAGGAACAGGGGAUCGUCUCAUAGUGCAGCAAGAAAGCUUUGCACAGAAACAACCUGCGGUUUGCGCAGACCAGAACAUAACCUCAUUUCAUUAGCGAAAUUCAACUUGGCUGCUAGGCUUUACAUAAGAAGUAGGGCCAGAUUUGUGGGUUGACGGCGGUCAAUUCGGAAAAGCAUCUGGCAUAAUCUCAUCAAAACUGCGGUCGUAAAAACCCUGGGAAGAAAAAUUAAAGCUUUACACUUGUAGUAAAAUUCAGAAAGAGGAAACGUCCCUGGGAGGUAAAAAGUAGUUUUGGUUUCACUGAAAGCUGAAUAGUAGUAGUCUAGGCUAUCUCCUUCCUUCCUUGUAGCUAAUCGUAUUUCAGUGCAUUGCCCCAACAUACUGUAGCUCAGGACAUUCCAUCAUGAUAGACAUGUAGUCAGUGUUGUGGUACAGUACAUAUCUGCAUUCCACUGUCACCUGUAUGUGCCAAUUCCCGCAUGCUUCUGAAUGCAUUUUUUUUUUUCAGGUAAAAUGUUCUUACUCAAAAGCAAGUGUCGGUCAGCGACAGCGCUUUUGGCAGUAGUCUGUUUUAUAGACAGUUUUAAACUGUAUUUAUAAGUCAAAUAUAGUACAGUAAGAUGUUUUUGAUGUGAAAAUAGCUUUUUUUUAGAGAAAUGUAAAAGAUAUGACCACUUGCUUUUACCUUUUACUGAAUAAUUCCUUUUAUUUAAGCAAUCAAAUUUUAUUUAAAAUGUAGUAUUACAUGUUUUUUUGUUGUUGUUGAGAGCCAUAUUGUCAACUGUAAUAUUGAUGUAUUUUUCUAUUUAAAUGAUGUGUAAUUUUGUAUAUAUCAAGUUAUAUAUAUGAUUAUUACAUAUAUAUAACUUUAUAUGGGUGGAUGUGUGCGUGUUUAACCCAUAGCUGCAGGCCGCCAGCUCUAUGGGCAUCCUGACGUCUUUUUUGUUGUUUUUAUGUUGUCUUUGCACACCAUCAUACAGUAGCUUAGGGAGACUUUGUUUUCUGAAGAUGGUGCCACUUGAAACCAAUUGUGCUUGGGCAUGCGACAAGCUGUGGAUGGAUGGUGUGCCAGUUUCUGUAAAUGAAAGUUUUCAAACUCAGGUUUUUGGACUUGAACAUACAGUAAGUUUUGAAUGUGGUAGUAUGGUGUGGUUUAAAGGACACACAAACUCUAUGGAUACAUUUUGGGUUGCGUAGCACUUUGGCACUUGGCAUCAAUAUCUCAAGUUUUCCCUUGCAGUUUUCAUAAUACAUGCAAAUAUUGUUGUGUGUUUUUUUGUCAGUGCAACCAAACGCUGGUGCCUGUAAGGUUGUGAGAAACUAUGAACUAUUUGCAACAGCCUUAGACCAGAGGCUCCUACACUUUUUAUGUUUUCAUCUGAAGUUGCGAUGGCCAACCUGAUGUCGGAAGCUACAAUGCAGUACCAUGAUCAAAAGAGCUUAGUUGGAGGCAUUUGGAGCUUGAAGACAUGCAGUCUGCUCCAAUUAAAUGUCAGACUUCCUCACUAUAAUGCAGUAGUUUACCUCAUAAUAGGUCAACCAUUCCGUUGGUGACAUAGCACCAGUAUGAAGACAGUGUUAGCUGCUAUGAAGUAUAUUGAGCUGAUGAAUUCAUAUUCUUGAAAUCUUCAGAAUUGUUGAAGAAUGCAGAAUUGCUGAAGAAUGUCUUUUUAUCUUGCACUAUAAAGAUUUUCUUAUGCCCUUCAGGCAUGCCCAUUGUGCAGUCUUCAUCAGGCAGACAGGUAGAACAGCUUGAUUUGAAAUACAUACUGUAUAUAUAUAUAUGGUACUGGCUUGUAACUUCAGAGUCCAGGUUGCUCAUCGAUGAGGAAAAUACCCAUAUAGAAUACACAUUAGAUGCCAAGGAAACUCGAGAAAAAAAAGCAUUUCCGCUGCAUUUGUAAAAAUCUGAUCUCAAAAGUUCCUUCAACCAACUUGA